ACACUGGGUAGAUACAAAGGAGGAGGACAGUCAACUCAAGAGUCUAAAGCUCACCAAGCUGGACGAAAACACAACUAGAGAACCAACAAUUGUUACCAAUGAGAUCUGGAAGUUUACCGCUGAGGCUAUCAACUUCCAGGCCUGCUCACUGCAGUAACACAUGUUUUGUAAAUCAGAGCUCAGACCUGACCCAGUUCUACAUAGGAGAAACUCACAGAGUUAUUAUUACUGAGAGCUGAAAUGGAGCAAAGAGUAGUUCGACUAAACCGAGAUAAGGUGUCCUGCUCCAUCUGUUUGGAUCUACUGGAGGAUCCGGUGACUAUUCCCUGUGGACACAGCUACUGUAUGAACUGUAUUAAACAACACUGGGAUGGAAAAGAUCAAAGGAAAAUCUACAGCUGCCCUCAGUGCAGGAAAGAGUUCAAACAGAAACCUGUCCUUGAAAAGAACAUCGUUUUGACUUCUUUAGUGGAGGGUCUGAAGAAGACUGGACUCCAAGCUGCUCCAGCUGAUCACUGCUAUGCUGGACCUGAAGAUAUGGCCUGUGAUGUCUGCACUGGGAGGAAGAUGAAAGCUGUCAAGUCCUGUCUGGUUUGUUUAAUUUCUUACUGUGAGAAUCAUCUUCAGCCUCAUUAUGAAUCUCCUGCUUUUAAAAAACACAAGUUGGUGAAUCCCUCCAAGAACCUCCACCAAAACAUCUGCUUUCAUCAUGAUGAGGUGAUGAAGAUCUUCUGUCGUACUGAUCAGCAGUGUAUCUGUUAUCUCUGCUUGAUGAAUGAACAUAAAGACCAUGAAACAGUCCCAGCUGAGGCAGAAAUGGCUGAAAAGCAGAAGGAGCUCCAGGAGAGUCGACAACAAAUCCAUCAGAGAAUCCAGGACCAAGAGAAAGAUGUGAAGCUGCUUCAACAGGAGGUGGAGGCCAUCAAUGUCUCUGCUGAUGAAGCAGUGGAGGACAGUGAGAAGCUCUUCACUGAGCUGAUCCGUCUCCUCCAGGAAAGAAGCUCUGAUGUGAAGCAGCAGAUCAGAUCCCAGCAGGAAACUGAAGUGAGUCGAGUCAAAGAUGUUCAGGAGAAGCUGGAGCAGGAGAUCACUGAGCUGAAGAGGAAAGACGCUGAGCUGGAGCAGCUCUCACACACAGAGGAUCACAACCAGUUUCUCCUCAACUACCCCUCACUGCCAGCACUCAGUGAGUCUACACACUCAUCCAGCAUCAACAUCCGUCCUCUGAGACACUUUGAGGACGUGACAGCAGCUGUGUCAGAGCUCAGAGACAUAAUGCAGGACAUCCUGAGAGAAACAUGGACAAACAUUGAACUGGCAAUUACUAAAGUGGAUGUUCCACUGUCAGAACCAGAACCAAAGACCAGAGACGGAUUCUUAAAAUAUUUCCAAGAAAUCACUCUAGAUUCAAACACAGCUCACAAGAAGCUGUUAUUAUCUGAGGGAAAUAGAAAAGCAACACUAAAAAACCAACAACAGUCUUAUCCUGAUCAUCCAGACAGAUUCACUAACAGUUUUCAGGUCCUGAGCAGAGAGAGUCUGACUGAACGUUGUUACUGGGAGGUGGAGUGGAGAGGAGGAGGAGUUGUUGUUGCAGUUUCAUACAAGGACAUCAGCAGAGCAGAAGCAUUUGGUUCCAAUGACAAAUCUUGGUCAUUAUAUUGUACUACAGAGAAGAAAAGAAAUCGACUUUAUCACAACAGAGUUAAAAUUCCAAUACCAGGUCCAGUUUCCUCCAGAAUAGGAGUGUAUCUGGACCACAGAGCAGGUAUUCUGUGUUUCUACAGCGUCUCUGAAACCAUGACUCUCCUCCACAGAGUCUGGACCAGAUUCACUGAGCCUCUAUAUGCUGGAGUUGAGCCUUACUCUCAUGGAGACACUACUGAGUUCAUUAACCUGAAAUAGUUGUUAGUGAUCCAGUUGGUUAAAAUCUGUAUUUUAACCAACUUAUUUAUCAUUUUGUGUCAUUUUGUUGUUUUGUUGAUGUUGGAGUUUGUUUAGGUGCUGCCCCCUCCUGUUUCUGUUCAGCCAUGGAGUUGACCAAGUUUCACCUAAAAUAAUAUCCAUGUUUAUUGAACAUAGUGUAUAGAAAGUGUUUUAAGAGAAUGUUCAUAAGUUAAUGAUGAAAUUUGCUCAAUCGAUUGACUGAACUGAUUGAUUGACAUUUAUAUUUACUGCUUUGUCAGACCAUAUUUUGUUGUUGUUGUUCAAAUGUAAACUGUAAUUAUUAGCAUUAUCAAUGAGUCAUUAUUUUAUUGGACAAAGAUCAAACUGUGUCAA
Messenger RNA from Gambusia affinis (western mosquitofish), 2280 nucleotides. RefSeq names its product tripartite motif-containing protein 16-like. NCBI's taxonomy places the organism in Eukaryota, Metazoa, Chordata, Actinopteri, Cyprinodontiformes, Poeciliidae. The coding region runs from base 241 to 1905 and encodes 554 amino acids. Gene Ontology annotation, molecular function: protein binding; zinc ion binding. The transcript is spliced from 2 exons. The record is from RefSeq and is a predicted model, not a curated record.